Messenger RNA from Trichoderma virens Gv29-8, 426 nucleotides. RefSeq lists its product as uncharacterized. The record is from RefSeq and is a predicted model, not a curated record. The transcript has 3 exons. Bases 1 to 426 code for a protein of 141 amino acids. NCBI's taxonomy places the organism in Eukaryota, Fungi, Ascomycota, Sordariomycetes, Hypocreales, Hypocreaceae.
AUGUUUCCAACCUUCGUCAGGCGAUUAGCCCAAUCGGCAAAGGAGCCCCUGACCAAAAGAGUUCCCUUGACUGUCGCAAACAAUCCCUACAAGGCUCGGAAAGUGUGGCCACCUGACUUCAAAGAGUUGACUCAUCAACAGCAGCUUCGGUUUGAGAAGAAGUACAAGCGUCGUAUUACCCUUGCAAGCCGUUCGCCAAGAUGGGAAAAGGGCGUCAAGUAUGCGCAGCUUAUCACAAUUGCAGCCGCACUGGUAUGGUUGCUAUUCUAUUCGGAGUUCGAGUGGUGGGGACAGAAGUAUAAGCCAUCAGAAGAGUUGCGGAAACACGCCAAUAAUCUCUUUGGAGUUCUCGAUCCCGAGAAGCGAUACGAACGCCGCAAGGACGCCCCAGAAGUAAAUCCGUCGAAAACCCCAGAGUCGAAAUGA